This is a messenger RNA of Melanotaenia boesemani (Boeseman's rainbowfish), 5742 nucleotides long. RefSeq names its product tau tubulin kinase 1a (gene ttbk1a). Gene Ontology annotation, biological process: peptidyl-serine phosphorylation; signal transduction; peptidyl-tyrosine phosphorylation. The transcript has 16 exons. Lineage: Eukaryota; Metazoa; Chordata; Actinopteri; Atheriniformes; Melanotaeniidae. Bases 630 to 4409 code for a protein of 1259 amino acids. Gene Ontology annotation, molecular function: protein serine/threonine kinase activity; ATP binding. Gene Ontology annotation, cellular component: nucleus; cytoplasm. The record is from RefSeq and is a predicted model, not a curated record.
GGAGGCAGAGCUGCAGUGCGGACAAACAGGCUGGGGCCGGAAUUUCUUACACCCACAGACCGCUCCUGUUAACCGGACUGAGUCUGCUUCAACCGGGUCUCUGUAUCUAGCUUGGCGUGAGUUUGAUACCUGAAUCCCGUCCAUCAGGGGGGAGGGUGGACCAGUCCGCAUCCAUCUCUCCCUCCUUCCCUCCCUCCCUCCUCCUCCUCCUCCUCCUCCUGCUCAACUGCAGCAUCGGAAAACUGGAGGAGGACCUGUACCAGGACAGCAGCAGGGUUGUAAUGAGCGCUCCUAACCACCAUUCAAGUUUUUCUUUCUUUCUUACUGGACCGGGUCUUGCAGCGGGUCUGCUUUGCACGGAACUACUAAUUUGAGGACCGACCCGAUCUGGAUUGAUAGCCAAUCGGGGACUGUUGGAGGAGAAAUAAAUGGUGAUUUAGUCCUGUGGGAGUCUGAGGCCCAAACCACGGCCCCCUUUCGGAGGAACAGUGGGUUUUCUGGACCAGAACGUUUUGUGCCGAAGUAAAAUCCCAGAUGAAGAUUCCCAAAAGGCGGAAAAGGAGCGGACGGUGCGCCAGAUAAAUGGCUCUUUUAAGCUGGGAGCUGCUCGUGUUCUGUCUGGCUGGCAGAUGCAGUGCCUAGUCCCCGGCCUCCAGGACAACGCCAACAUGAAUGGGACGUCCGAGCAGGCCGACAUCCUGCCGCCAAACUGCAUGGUCAAAGACCGAUGGAAAGUGCUGAAGAAGAUUGGUGGUGGCGGGUUUGGGGAGAUCUAUGAGGCCUUGGACCUGCUGACGCGGGAGAACGUGGCGCUGAAGGUGGAGUCGGCCCAGCAGCCCAAGCAAGUGCUAAAGAUGGAGGUGGCAGUACUGAAGAAGCUGCAGGGUAAAAACCACGUUUGUAAGUUUAUUGGCUGUGGAAGAAAUGACAAGUUCAACUACGUAGUCAUGCAGCUUCAGGGUCGUAACCUGGCGGACCUGCGGCGGAGUCAGCCCAGAGGAACCUUCACCAUGAGCACCACUCUGAGACUCGGCAAGCAGAUCCUGGAGUCCAUCGAAGCCAUCCACUCAGUGGGUUUCCUGCACCGCGACAUAAAACCGUCAAACUUUGCAAUGGGUCGGCUUCCCUCCACCUACAGGAAGUGCUACAUGCUGGACUUCGGUCUGGCGCGUCAGUACACCAACACCACGGGAGAGGUCCGACCGCCGAGGACUGUUGCAGGUUUUAGAGGAACGGUCCGAUACGCUUCGGUCAACGCUCACAAAAACAAGGAAAUGGGUCGCCAUGAUGACCUUUGGUCAUUGUUUUACAUGUUGGUGGAGUUUGCUGUCGGACAGCUGCCAUGGCGGAAGAUCAAAGAUAAGGAACAAGUUGGUCAAAUUAAGGAGCGUUAUGACCAUCGGCUGCUGCUCAAACACAUGCCUGCGGAGUUUAAUGUCUUCCUGGACCAUGUCCAGGCCCUGGACUACUAUACCAAACCAGACUACCAGAUGCUGAUGUCAGUGUUUGAGAACAGCAUGAAGGAGCGAAUCAUCACUGAGAAUGAGCAAUUCGAUUGGGAAAAGGGAGGAAGUGAUGUCACGCUGCAAACCGGUGCCUCCCCUCAGCCUCAGCACAACACCCGACCCACUGCAGCCAUGGUCGGUGCCAUUGUGACGCCAGUUCCUGGAGACCAGCAGAGGGAAAACACAGAUGAUGUUCUGCAGGAUGAACAUCUCAGCGAUCAGGAGAACGCUCCUCCCCCCACACCCAGCCGACCCCCCGGCGAGACGGCCGUCCAGCAUGUUGGAGAGCCGGGAGAGGCCUGGGAGAACACAGACGUCAACCGCAACAGACUCAGGAUCAGUCUGAACAAGGGGGCUCAGGAAGAGGAAGCGAGUCGUGGUCCGUGUCCAGUGUCACCGGUUCGAGGUGGAGCCCCAGAUUCUCCGACAGGUCAGGGUCGGUCUUUACGAUACCGUCGGGUCAACAGUCCAGAAUCUGACCGCCUGAGUGCUGCUGAGGGCCGGGCCGACGGCUACGGACAGAGGUCUAGGAUGGACAUCCUGGGAUCUCCAUCUCGUCAUGUGUACUCCUCUCAGCCAGCUCAAAUGCUGUCUGUUGAUCCUGGUUGUCGUGGAGAUCGUCAGGUCAGCGGACGCCAGGAGGUAUCGGUGGCUUCUGUUGACCAAGAGGCGCACAGCAAUGCUUUUAUCCGCUCUGUCCCGCUGGCUGAGGAGGAGGAUUUUGAUAGCAAAGAGUGGGUGAUCAUCGACAAAGAGACAGAGCUGCGGGACUUCCAUCCAACUACGUCGGGAACUACGGAUGAGGAGCCCGAGGAGCUUCGCCCACUGGAGGAGCAGGAGGAAAAGAGGAGGCUCAGAGCUGGAGGUGGAGAGCUGGUGGUCCGUCCAAAGACUCACACCCGGGACAGCAGCCGGGGGAUGCUAACAUUAACCGAGGAGGAGGCGUCAAGGAGGAGUGGCGGGAGCCCCGCACAGUCGCCAUGCCACUCGCUGCCGUCAGGACGCCCUCGCCGGAGAGAGUCGGAGCCGACUGGACCUCAAAGACCGGGGUUGUCCCCCACAGAGCAGAGUAUCCCAUCGCCGUCCUCUCCAGACUAUCGAACGAAGGGCCAGGGUGACGAGAAGGAGCAUUUCCACAUCCUUCCUCAGCUGCAGGCCAAGAGGGCUGACUUCCUCACUGUCAUGUUGACUGGUACAUUGCCUCAGCGCCGAAGCUUUGCCACACCAGAUAAAGAGGAACCAGAACCUCCAGGGCCAAAAGAUGACGAUGUUACAAAGAGUGAAUCCAACAGCGAGGCCAGUCAGAAAAGCACAGAACGUAGUCAGGACGCUGCGCCCUCGACACUCAUGGCCGAGGACCAGAGAGGCCAGAGGGAGCAUGCCUCAGUUGCUGAUGCUGACCCAGAUCUGGAGGAUGCAUCAAAAACCCUUGUUCUUUUCUCACCUGGAGAUACUCGCAAGUCUCCCUCUGGUGGAGAUCACGGUCUUGAGGCUGAGUUGGCCACACCGUCUGCUCCAAAUUCCCGAAACGACCGCCUCCUUGUCGGGGAGGCGAUUCAGCCUGAACCCUCUGAGACUGGCCGCUUGUCUCCAGCUCUCAGAUCAGACCUGAAACCCCCACCUCCCAUUGCUCCUGCAUCACCUCCCUUUACCAAAGUUGAGCGCACUUUUAUCCACAUUGCAGAGACAUCACACCUCAAUGUCAUGUCUUCAAAUGGUCACUCUGCUAAGGACAGUGACCGGGAAGUCUUUGUCAUUAUAAAGGAAUCUACUGUAGAGGUUGACAAGCAUGACCAGGAGGGAUCACUAGUGACAAAACAGUCUCCAGAGGACCCUGUGCCAGUCAUAGCUACCACAGCUGACAAACAAUCCAAAACUGAAAAUGGUCCAUCAGCUGUCCAGGCUCAGUCUUUGGAGAUUGUCCCAGAAGCCAGCUUACCAGUUUCUGAACAUAAAGAUCUAUCACAGGAACCUAAGAAACAGCCAUCCUCAAGUGAGGAAGCUGUCAAGCUUCAGGCAGUGGGAUCAGAGCUACCAGCUGCCAUCAAGCCCAAAAUCCGAAGCCGGAUCCCAGUACUCAUAUCUGAAGAGGACUCAGGCUCAGAACAGUCCUCUUCUCUCUCUGCCAGGGCUCGGCUUCAGCAGCGAGCGAGGCAGCUGGACUUGGCACGUAUGCUGGUCCAGAAGCAACAAGGUCGCUGGAUGAGGAGGAGAAUGCUUUCUGGGACAUCAUCAUCAUUGUCCUCUGGGGAUGAUGAGCGCCGGAGAGCAUCUGAAACUUUAUCCACUACCGGCUCAGAGGAGGACAUGCAUACCUCGGACGAGUCCAAGAGGAGUUCUCGUCUCAAAACGACUGAAGAGCAAGGCUCAAAGGAGUGCAGGAGCAAGAUCCCCAGACCUGUCACUCCCAUAAAAAGAUCUCCAGGAGGACUUGCUGCUGCUGGCCCCUCUCCUCUGUCCUUACCAGAGUCCCACAGUACCAAAGGAGCGUCAUCCGUCAUUAAUGGAAAUCAGAAAACUGGAAUACGCACUCUCAGCGGCCAACGGAAUUCCAAGCCAGUCUCACCCAGGUCCUCCUCUUCCUGUCCCCGCCCUUUAGCUGCCCCGCCCGGCAGUCCUCGAAUGCCUCUUAAUGUCCUGUUUGCAACCCGACGCAGCCUUAGCUCCACCCACUGCAGGACCGACAGCCCCUCCCCUCAGAGAGUAUGCCCGUCCAGACAGCCCCUCUCGGUUCGAGCCCCUACUGUCCCCAUGCUACCACCCAGGACUACAACAACCAUGCGGCGCAGCGCCUCGCAGGAAGCCACCGUGCAGUCUUCUGCCACUUCGACCUCCAGGACCAGGCUGAAACCAGUAGCUAAGGGAAAAUCAAAUACCAGGGAGAAGUCGGUGCCCGCUAGAUAAUACAAAGAGACUCAUAUCAGAGAUGCGUUGGUGUGUAAUCAGUCUUUGAACAAGCUACGCCUCAAAGGUUUUCACCUGACUUAAUAAUAGACUGUGAUGUUACAAUGACCUCCAUCAAUUCAUUAAAUGUAAACAGACAGCUUAUAUUUUCCAAGGAUAGUUAACUGAUCCUUUCUUAAUGGGCUUCCAGUAAUCCUGACUGUCAAACAGGAGCGUUGCUGCCAUGGUGCUAUGGAUAUGUCUGCUGCUCCCUGGUCGAUACCUAAUUUAACUGCUUCCUUGAGCUGAGAGUCAUGGCUUCAAAUGAGUUAGUUUUCAGAUACACUCACCUAACACAGUACUCCCAGCUUUCCUAAACAAUGCUACUCUUCUAUCAACAAUACUCUGCUUGGUUCACAUUGCAUGGAAAUGUACAUCACAAAUGUAUGGAAUGUGUAGAGGGAAAACUAUAUUGAAUUAUUUGAUAUAGUUAUCGCUUUUAUAUUGGCCAUGAACAAAUUAAAUUGGACUGGUUUGAAUGCCCCACUGUGUUGAGAUAAUAAGAGAUUCCUAACCAUAUCCUGCACUCAGUAUGACCCUGGAUAAACAGAAGGAUUAAAUGUGAACGCAAAAUUAAUUGCUCGGCCACUCGUCUCCUCCUCAUGGUGUGAUAAUGGGCAUGCUUUAAUUAUUCUAUUUCCUGAGUGUUUUAUUUUGUUUAUGCUCUGAAUUGUACAUAAUAGAAUCAUUUCCCAUAAAGACAUCUUUAUUUUUUAUCUUGCCAAGCAAAGUGUAAAUUAAGUAUUUAGCCUUCUGUUCCAGUGUGUUGACACUAUGCUUGUUUUUUACGCAUGAGAAAAAACAGGGUUAACCAUGAGAGGAAGUUAUGCCUGCUUGGACUCAGUGCAAUCAUGUGCUGGUUGUUGGGCCAUGUGUUGUUUGUGUGGAGUUGCUGGGCAAUGAGCUGUGAAGUAAAGUCUUGGUCAUGUGAAGGAGAGUCUUGUAAUUAUUUUCUUAUUGUUCUCCAGCAUUUGCUAACUUUGCAUUUUUACCUCUGUUAUAGACACGCAUAUCAUAUUCUUGGGCAACUGGCAUCUAACAACAAAUAUUAGCCACCUGCUGUCUGAUUUAGGCCAGUCCCAUCCCUCUUUGGCUUUACCACUUGCCCCUAUGCCUCCAUUUUAAAAAGGAUGUCCUCCUUUUCUUUUAGAAAUAAAAAAGUAAAAAGUGUCAUCUAGCCGUUAAAGCAAGGCAAGAUAGUCAAGUGAAACAUUUAUUUGAGCCCCCAAAAGAAAAACUAUUGUAUAAGUUUAUGUUUAAUUACUGGAUGAAUAAAAUACACAAUCAUCGGCUA